This is a messenger RNA of Gloeophyllum trabeum ATCC 11539, 1344 nucleotides long. RefSeq lists its product as uncharacterized. The coding region runs from base 1 to 1344 and encodes 447 amino acids. NCBI's taxonomy places the organism in Eukaryota, Fungi, Basidiomycota, Agaricomycetes, Gloeophyllales, Gloeophyllaceae. The transcript has a single exon. The record is from RefSeq and is a predicted model, not a curated record.
AUGGCUGCCUCGAAGAAGAGGAGGACAAGUGAAGCGCCUCAGUCGACCACCCUGCACAAUUUCUUCGGUCGGCGGUCGGCCGUUCAAUCCAAGAAGCCACAAACCAAGCCGUCAAAGCCGAAGUUGUCCGAACCGAAAGCUAAAGGGAAGCAGAAGGAGCGACCCCCUCCCGAGGAUAUCAUUGUCAUAGACUCGGAUUCAGAUGUUGAGUUAUGCGAGGUCACUCAGAUACCAAGAGCGCAGCCGACCACAUCAGCCAGAGGGCGCGAUGUACUUGCGGAAGAGAAUAGCGGUGGCGGCAAGAGAGUCAAGCGAUCCAGGUCUCCAUCCAUAUCUUUCGUAAACGAGGAAGAAAGACCUGCUACCAGUGCCUCUCUCACUGUGCCUCUGACGUCGCAUACGCGCGGUGGCUCGCCUUUUGGCACGCCAAUACUUCUGCUUGGCAUCUCCAGCCCAACCUCCUCCGCUCCGGCUUCGUCGGACGUUCCCCCCUUCACAAAUUCCGCGACUUACGCCUCAGUGACAGACAGCUCAUCUAAUGAAUGCUCUUUGACCAUGUCUGGGUCGUCUUUCGGAACGCCAUCCGUUCUGACUACCCGUUGUAAAUCCUGUGGCAAUCGCUCUCCCACUCGACGUAGUCCGCACCAUUCGCCGGGCCCCGGCAGUUAUACGCCAUUUGGUUUCCCAGCUACUCUACUGCCUCCUUCGAGCCCUGCUUUGGGGAAGAGACUAGUUGAGGAACCAAGCGCGUCAGACAUCAGGAGCCCCAUCUCGCUGGUGGAAAUCAAUGCUCGAUCAGCCUCCUCUGUGCCUUCUUCAGCUCUGCGGAAUCGAAGUGAAGCUGACUGCCCGCCUGGCGUGCCACCGUGUAGUAGCACUUCGUCGGGGGUUGACCUCAUUAUGGAUUACUUCGAUAUAAACGAAGAAUGGGGCCUCGGCGACGACGAGGUGACCCUAUUGGAUCCAGAUCCAGAAGAAGGCGACAUUGACGACAUGGAAGAGGUGGACGUUGAAAUAGACGUAGACAUGCCAAGUGAACCCUCUGCCCCUCUCCGGCCAUUGUCUUCCCUGCGCACGCCACCAAACGUCCCAUCGUCAUCCAAACGUGAUAAACCUAACCCCAAGCUCAGCUCUGAUGCAUUCUCGGUGCUCAUGUCCUCCUACAAGGAGAACGAGGCCUGGAAAGAAGCGACGAUCGCCGAAGACCGCAACUUCCGGCCUACCAAGCAGAACGGCGGGCGGCGGAAGGCCCCUUUCUACAAGGUUCUCCAGGGAAUGCCCAUCGCGGUCGACGCAUUCAGAUACGGUUCAAUUCCGGGUGUCGAAGCGUAUUUCCUUACGUAG